UAUUCCACCCGGGGCUGCUCCGUCCUCCUGCGCUCCAGCCUCCUGCAGGGACCGCAAGGAGGGUUAGUUACCUCCUCCGCUCUGGUCCCCUCCGCUGCGGAAAGAGGAGACGCUGUGAGUGGGAAAAACAUGCGUCAGGUCGAGCAUAACUGAAUAUCGACGCCCAGGGACACACACCUCUUCAGGCUUGCUCAGGGUUCACAUUUGGUGCUCAGACAAAUUCAAAAUGAGGAAACACCGACAUUUGCCCUUAGUGGCCAUCUUUGGCCUCUUUCUCUCAGGCUUUUCGUUAACUCGUGCCCAGCAACAAGCAGCACAAGACUCUGCUGACAUUAUUUUCCUUAUUGAUGGAUCAAACAACACCGGAAGUGUCAAUUUCACAGUCAUUCGCGACUUCCUUGUAAAUCUCCUUGAGAGACUCUCAGUUGGAACUCAGCAGAUGCGAGUGGGGGUGGUCCAGUAUAGCGAUGAGCCCAGAACCAUGUUCUCCUUGGACACCUACUCCACCAAGGCUGAGGUUCUGGAUGCAGUCAAAGCCCUUGGGUUCAUUGGUGGGGAGUUGGCCAAUGUCGGCCUUGCCCUUGACUUUGUGGUGGAGAAUCACUUCACCCGGGCAGGAGGCAGCCGAGUGGAAGAAGGGAUUCCCCAGGUGCUGGUCCUCGUAAGUGCCGGGCCUUCUAGUGACGAGAUCCACGACGGGGUGGUAGCACUGAAGCAGGCUAGCGUGUUUUCUUUCGGCCUUGGAACCCAGGCCGCCCCCAGGGCAGAGCUUCAGUACAUAGCUACCAGUGAGAACUUGGUGUUUACUGUCCCGGAAUUCCAUAGCUUUGGGGAUCUCCAGGAGCAAUUACUGUCCUACAUUGUUGGUGUGGCCCAAAGGCGCAUUGUCUUGCAACCGCCAACCAUUGUCACACAAGUCAUUGAAGUCAACAAGAGGGACAUAGUUUUCCUGGUGGAUGGCUCAUCGGCAUUGGGAGCACCCACCUUCGCUGCCAUCCGCGACUUCAUUGCCAAAGUCAUCCAGAAGCUGGAAAUCGGCCAGGAUCUUAUCCAAGUGUCAGUGGCUCAGUAUGCAGACACCGUGAGGCCAGAGUUUAAUUUCAACAGCUAUCCCAGCAAGAAGGAAGUCAUUUCCGCCGUGCGGAAAAUGAAGGCCAUGGGAGGCUCAGCCCUGUACACGGGCUCCGCUUUGGACUAUGUUCAGAACAACCUGUUCACUAGUGCAGCCGGCUACCGGGCCGCUGAGGGGGUUCCCAAGCUCUUGGUGCUGAUUACAGGCGGUAAGUCCCUGGACGACAUCAGCCAGCCAGCGCAGGAGCUGAAGAAAAGUGGCAUCAUGUGCUUUGCCGUUGGGAGCAAGGCUGCCGACCAGGCUGAGCUGGAAGAGAUGGCGUUUGACUCGUCCCUGGUGUUCACCCCAGCUGAGUUCCUACCCACCCCUUUGCAGGGUAUGCUGCCCAGCUUGCUGGCACCUCUCAGGACCCUCUCUGGAACCACUGAAGUUCACGUAAACAAAAGGGAUAUCAUCUUUCUCUUGGAUGGAUCCUUCAACGUUGGAAAGACCAAUUUCCCUUACGUGCGGGACUUUGUAAUGACCGUAGUUAACAGCCUUGAUGUUGGAAGUGACAGUAUCCGUGUUGGUGUAGUGCAAUUUAGUGACACUCCGGUGACGGAGUUCUCCCUAAACACAUACCAGACCAAGUCAGACGUGCUUGCGCACCUGAGGCAGCUGCGGCUGCAGGGGGGGUCGGGCCUGAACACUGGCGCCGCCCUAAGCUAUGUGCACGGGCACCACUUCACCGAAGCUGGCGGCAGCAGGACCCGUGACCGCGUCCCGCAGCUCCUGCUCCUGCUCACGGCCGGCCAGUCUGAGGACUCCUAUUUGCAGGCGGCCAACGCGCUGGCCCGCGAGGGCGUCCUGACUUUUUGUGUAGGCGCCAACCAGGCGGAUAAGGCCGAGCUCGAGCACAUUGCGUUUAACCCGAGCCUCGUGUACCUCAUGGAUGAUUUCAGCUCCCUGCCGGCUUUGCCUCAGCAGCUGAUUCAGCCCUUAACCACAUAUGUUAGUGGAGGUGUGGAGGAAGUGCCGCUCGCCCAGCCAGAAAGCAAGCGAGACAUUCUCUUCCUCUUUGAUGGCUCAGCCAACCUCCUGGGCCAGUUCGCUGCUGCCCGUGACUUUCUCUACAAGGUUAUUGACGAGCUUGAUGUGAAGCCAGAUGGGACGCGAAUCGCCGUGGCUCAGUACAGUAAUGAUGUGAGGGUGGAGUCCAAUUUUGAUCAGCACCAGAAUAAGCCUGAAAUCCUGAACGUUGUGAAGAGAAUGAAGCUCAAAACUGGCAAAGUCCUCAAACUGGGCUACGCCCUGGACUACGCACAGAGAUACAUUUUUGUGGAGUCUGCUGGAAGCCGGAUUGAGGAAGGGGUGCCUCAGUUGCUGGUGCUGCUGGUGGCGGGAAAGUCUUCCGAUAGUGUGGACGUGUCAGCACGCAACCUGAAAGAGACAUCUGUAGUGCCUUUAGUCUUACAGGCCAAGAAUGCAGACCCUGCCGAGUUAGAGCAGAUCGUGCCGUCCGCUGCCUUUGUCCUCACUGCAGAGUCGCUUCCUAAGAUUGGAGACCUCCAACCAGAGGUUGUGAAGUUCGUAAACCUGGUGAAAAAUGGGGUGUCGACACCAGUUUCAGGUGAAAAGGACGUGGUUUUUCUGCUGGAUGGCUCCGAUGGUGUCAGGAACGGCUUCCCUCUGUUGAAAGAGUUUGUCCAGAGGGUGGUGGAGAGCCUGGACGUGGGCCCAGACCGGGUCCGUGUGGCCCUGGUGCAGUACAGCGACCGGACCAGGCCCGAGUUCUACCUGAACUCCUACAUGGACCAGCAGAGCGUGAUCAGUGCCAUCCACAGGCUGAGCCUGCUGAGGGGGCCGACCCCCAACACCGGGGCCGCCCUGGACUUUGCCCUGAGGAAUGUCCUGACUAAGACUGCCGGAAGCCGGAUAGAGGACGGCGUCCCCCAGCUCCUGAUCGUGCUCACGGCUGCCCCGUCUGGGGAUGACGUGCGGGGCCCCUCGGUGAACGUGAAGCGGGGCGGCGCCGUGCCUAUUGGCAUCGGCAUCGGCAGCGCCGACACCGCGGAGAUGCAGACCAUCUCCUUCAUGCCAGACUUUGCGGUGGCCGUGCCCACCUUCAGGCAGCUGGGGGAUAUCCAGCAGGACAUCUCCCAGAGAGUGACCCAGCUCAGCCGGGAAGAGGUGACCAGGUUGCGGUCAACCAUGGUCCCUCCACCGAGCCCAGGUGUCGGCAACAAGAAGGAUGUGGUCUUCCUCAUCGAUGGGUCCCAAAAUGCUAGCCCUGAGUUUCAGUACAUCCGCAACCUCAUUGAGAGACUGGUCGACUCCCUGGACGUGGACUUUGACACGACCCGGGUGGCAGUCGUUCAGUUCAGCGAGGACCCCACUGUAGAAUUCCUGCUGAAUGCUCACUCCAGCAAGGACGAGGUGCAGAAUGCGGUGAGGCGGCUGCGGCCCAAAGGUGGGAGGCAGAUCAACACUGGGCGUGCCCUGGAGUACGUGGUGAGGAACAUCUUCAAGAGGCCACAGGGGAGCCGGAUCGAAGAGGGCGUCCCUCAGUUUCUGGUCCUCAUUUCGUCUGGGAAAUCUGGGGACGAGGUGGGCGACGCGGCAGUAGAGCUCAAGCAGUCUAGGGUGGCGCCAUUGGCUAUCGCAAGGCACACGGACCGGGAGGAGCUGGUUCAGAUCUCCCUGAGCCCUGAGUACGUGUUCUCGGUGAGCACCUUCCGGGAGCUGCCCAGCCUGGAGCAGCAACUGCUGACCCCCAUCACGACCCUGACCUCAGAGCAGAUACAGCGGAUUUUGUCCAGCACCCAGUAUCCUCCAACUGUUGAGAGUGAUGCCGCAGACAUCGUCUUCCUCAUUGAUAGCUCUGAUGGCGUGGGGGCUGACAACAUCGCACAUAUUCGAGAUUUUAUCAUGAAGAUUGUUCGAAGACUCAGUGUUGGCCCCAAUAAAGUGAGAAUUGGGCUUGUGCAGUUCAGCAACGAAGCCUUUCCUGAGUUCUACCUGAAGACCUAUAAAUCCCAGGCCUCCGUGCUCGACGCCAUACAUCGCCUGAGGUUCAGAGGAGGGUCUCCGCUGAACACUGGCAAAGCUCUGGAAUUUGUGGCAAGAAAUCUCUUUGUCAAGUCUGCUGGGAGCCGGAUAGAAGAUGGUGUGCCCCAACACCUCGUUCUGUUUCUGGGUGGAAAAUCCCAGGAUGACGUUUCCAGGUUUUCACAGGUCAUACGCUCCUCGGGGAUUGUGAGUUUAGGGGUUGGGACCCGAAACAUCGACAGAACAGAGUUGCAGACCAUCACCAAUGACCCCAGACUGAUCUUCAUGGUGCGAGAGUUCAGAGAUACCCCCAAUCUAGAAGACAGGAUCCUGAACGCAUUUGGACCCUCUAGGGUCACUCCUGCCCCUCCAGGAAUGGUCACACCUUUCCCACCUCGGACAGAUACAAGGAAAGCAGAUAUUGUGUUCCUGUUGGAUGGUUCCAUCAAUUUCCAGAAGAAUAGUUUCCAGGAAGUGCUCCAUUUUGUGUCCGAAAUUGUGGAUACAGUUUAUGGAGAGGAUGCUUCCAUCCAAAUCGGGCUGGUCCAGUACAACUCGGACCCCACUGACGAAUUCUUCCUGAAGGACUUUUCCACCAAGCAGCAGAUUAUCAGCGCAAUCAACAAAGUGGUCUACAAAGGGGGGAGACACGCAAACACCAAGGUUGGGAUCGAGCACCUGCAGCAGUAUCACUUCGUGCCAGAGGCUGGCAGCCGCCUGGAUCAGAGGGUCCCUCAGAUCGCAUUUGUGAUCAUGGGGGGAAAGUCAAUGGAAGAUGCCCAGGAGGCGAGCCUGGCACUCACCCAGAGUGGUGUCAAAGUGUUCGCCGUGGGCUUGGGGAACACGGACUCCGUGGAGGUUGGGAAGAUAGCGUCCAACAGUGCGACGGCGUUCCGAGUGGGGAACGUCCAGAAGCUGUCAGAACUGAAAGAGCAAGUUUUGGAAACUCUGGAUGGUGCAAUGCAUGAAACCUUAUGUCCGGGUGUGACUGAUAUUUCCAGAGCUUGUAACCUGGAUGUCAUUCUGGGGUUUGACGGUUCAAGAACGCAGAACGUGUUUGUGGCUCAGAAGGGCCUCGAGUCCAAGGUGGAUGCCGUCUUGAAUCGACUCAGCCAGAUGCAGCGACUCAGCUGCGGGGGCGGCCAGACUCCCACGGUGCGCGUGGCCGUGGUGGCCAGCACGCCCGCGGGCCCCGUGGAGGCCUUUGACUUCGCCGGGUACCAGCCCGAGCUGCUGGAGAAGUUCCGGCACAUGCGCAGCCAGCACCCCUACGUGCUCACGGCCGACGCGCUGAAGGUCUAUCAGAGCAAGUUCAGGCAGGCCUCCCCCGACAGCGUGAAGGUGGUCAUUCAUUUUACUGAUGGAGCAGAUGGAGAUUUGGCUGAUUUACAAAGGGCAUCGGAGGCACUCCGAGAAGAAGGUGUCCGAGCUCUGAUCUUGGUGGGCCUCGAACGCGUAGCCAACAUGGAGCAGCUCGCGCAGUUGGAGUUCGGGCGAGGAUUUGCGUACAACAGGCCGCUGGGAGUGAACUUGCUGGACCUGGAUUAUGAACUCGUAGAGCAGCUGGACAACAUUGCCGAGAAAGCCUGCUGUGGGGUGCCCUGCAAAUGCUCCGGAGAAAGGGGUGACCGAGGGCCCAUCGGCAGCAUUGGGCCGAAGGGUAUCUCUGGAGAAGAUGGCUACCGAGGUUAUCCUGGUGACGAGGGUGGACCCGGUGAACGGGGUCCGCCUGGCGUGAAUGGCACUCAAGGUUUCCAGGGCUGCCCCGGCCAGAGAGGAAUAAAGGGUUCUCGCGGGUUCCCAGGAGAGAAGGGUGAAUUAGGGGAGAUUGGGCUGGAUGGCCUCGACGGUGAAGAUGGGGACAAAGGAUUGCCUGGUUCUUCUGGAGAGAAUGGGAGUCCCGGGAGAAGGGGUGACAAAGGACCUAAAGGAGACAAAGGAGAAAGAGGAGACGCUGGAAUUAGAGGUGACCCGGGUGAGUCAGGACGGGACAGCCAGCAGAGAGGACCCAAAGGAGAAACGGGAGACAUUGGGCCCAUGGGUCUCCCUGGGAGAGAUGGGGUGCCUGGAAGUCCUGGAGAACCCGGGAAGGAUGGCGGCUUUGGACGAAGGGGACCAGUGGGAGCUAAGGGCAACAAGGGUGGUGUUGGCCAGCCGGGCUCUGUGGGAGAGCAGGGGACCCGAGGUGCGCAGGGCCCGCCUGGUCCCACCGGCCCUCCAGGCCUGAUCGGUGAGCAAGGCAUCCCGGGGCCUCGGGGAAGUGGAGGGACCCCAGGUGCUCCUGGAGAACGUGGCAGGACCGGGCCCCUGGGAAGAAAGGGUGAGCCUGGAGAUCCAGGACCAAAGGGAGGACUCGGGAGCCGGGGGCCCCGUGGGGAGACGGGAGAAGACGGGCGAGAUGGAGUUGGCAGUGACGGACGCAAGGGCAAAAAAGGAGAAAGAGGAUUUCCUGGACACCCUGGUCCAAAGGGAACCUCUGGUGAGCCAGGAACAGGGGGAGCUCCAGGCCCCAAAGGCAUCAGAGGCCGAAGGGGAAAUUCAGGACCUCCAGGCACAGUUGGACAGAAGGGAGACCCUGGGUACCCAGGACCAUCUGGUCACAAAGGCAACAGAGGCGACUCGAUCGAUCAAUGCGCCCUUGUCCAGAGUAUCAAAGAUAAAUGUCCUUGCUGCUAUGGGCCCCAGGAAUGCCCCGUCUUCCCGACGGAACUGGCCUUUGCUUUAGACACGUCUGAGGGGGUCACCUCAGAUGCGUUUGGCCGCAUGAGGGAUGUGCUCUUGAAGAUCGUGGGCGACUUGACCAUUGCUGAAAGCAACUGCCCGCGGGGGGCCCGCGUGGCCGUGGUCACCUACAACAACGAGGUGACCACGGAGAUCCGGUUUGCUGACUCCAAGAAGAAGUCCGCCCUCCUGGAGAGUAUCAGGAACCUUCAGGUGUCUCUGACAUCCAAGCAGCAGAGUCUGGAAACCGCCAUGUCCUUCGUGGCCAGAAACACGUUUAAGCGUGUGAGGAAUGGAUUCCUGAUGAGGAAGGUGGCCGUUUUCUUCAGCAAUAAGCCCACGAGGGCGUCCCCACAGCUCAGGGAGGCUGUGCUGAAGCUGUCGGAUGCUGGGAUCACGCCCUUGUUCCUCACGAACCAGGAGGACCGGCAGCUCAUCAACGCUCUGCAGAUCAAUAACACAGCAGUGGGGCAUGCACUCGUGCUGCCCUCCAGGAGAGACCUCACGGACUUCCUGAAGAAUGUCCUGACGUGUCAUAUUUGCUUGGACAUCUGCAACAUCGACCCGUCCUGUGGAUUUGGCAGCUGGAGGCCCGCCUUCAGGGACCGGCGAGCUGCGGGCAGCGAUGUGGACAUCGACAUGGCUUUCAUCUUAGACAGCGCUGAGACCACGACUCUGUUCCAGUUCAACGAGAUGAAGAAGUACAUCGGGUACCUGGUCAGACAGCUGGACGUGAGCCCCGACCCCAAGGCCUCUCAGCAUUUCGCCAGAAUAGCAGUUGUGCAGCACGCACCCUACGCGUCUGUGGGGAACGCCAGUGUGCCGCCUGUGAAGGUGGAGUUCUCCCUGACUGACUACGGCUCCAAGGAGAAGCUGGUGGACUUCCUUGGCAGCAGGAUGACACAGCUGCAGGGCACCAGGGCCCUGGGCAGCGCCAUUCAAUACACUGUAGAGAACGUCUUUGAAAGCGCACCCAACCCGCGUGACCUGAAGAUUGUGGUCCUGAUGCUGACAGGCGAGGUGCCGAAGUCGCAGCUGGAGGAAGCCCAGAGAGCCAUCUUGCAGGCCAAAUGCAGGGGCUACUUCUUUGUGAUUCUGGGCAUUGGCAGGAAGGUCAACGUCAAGGAGGUGUACAGCUUCGCCAGCGAGCCAAACGACGUCUUCUUCAAAUUGGUGGACAAGUCCACGGAGCUCAACGAGGAGCCUCUGAUGCGCUUUGGGAGGCUGUUGCCGUCCUUUGUCAACAGUGAAAAUGCUUUCUACUUGUCCCCAGAUAUCAGGAAACAGUGUGAUUGGUUCCAAGGGGAUCAACCGGCAAAGACUCUUUUGAAAUUUGGUCACAAACAAGUAAACAUUCUGAAUAAUGUUACUUCAAGUCCUACAUCCAAACCACUGACCAAAACAAAGCCAGUGACCGCCACAGAACCAGUGACCACCACAACCAAACCAGUAACUACGGUAAACCUGCCGGCCCCUGCAAAGUCAGUCCCUGCAAAGCCGGCCACCACGAGACCUGUGGCUGCCAAGCCUGAGACUGCGCAGUCGGACACGGUUAGACCCGCAGUGGCAGCGAAGCCUGUGGCAGCGAAGCCAGCAGCAGUGAAACCAGCAGCUGUAAGACCUCCCACUGCUGCCAAACCAGUGGCUGUAAAGCCUGAGGCCCCCAAGCUCCAGGCAGCUCGACCGGCCACCACCAAGCCAGCUAUGGCUAAGCCCAUGGGGAAGCCUUCUGGAGAGGUCCAGGUGUCUGAGAUCACAGAGAACAGCGCCAAACUCCACUGGGACAGGCCGGAACCCUCCAGUCCUUAUUUUUACGACCUUACCGUCACCUCGGCCCACGAUCAGUCCCUGGUUCUGAAGCAGAACGUCACUGUCACAGACCGCGUCAUCGGGGGCCUGCGUGCUGGGCAGACGUACCACGUGGCGGUGGUCUGCUACCUGAGGUCUCAGGUCAGGGCCACCUACCGAGGAAGUUUCAGCACAAAGAAAACUCAGCCUCCACCUCCACAACCAGCAAAGUUAGCUGCUAGUUCAACCAUCAAUCUAAUGGUGAGCACGGAACCGUUGGCUGGUAAUGAAAGAGAUAUAUGUAAGCUGCCAAGAGAAGAAGGAACUUGCCGGAAAUUUAUUUUGAAGUGGUACUAUGAUUCUCAGACCAAUAGCUGUGCGAGAUUCUGGUAUGGAGGCUGCGGUGGAAACGAAAAUAGAUUUAAUUCACAGAAAGAAUGUGAAAAGGUUUGCGCUCCUGGGCUUGUCAACCCCGGAGUCAUCAAUGCAAUCGGGACCUAAGGGUGGCUGACCCGUGACACAUACCUCUUGAAGAAGAAGGAGUCAGCCCUUUGCAAGCCGUCUUCCUAGAAGCUCUGGGUGUAGACCCCCUGGCACUGUACCAUUUCAUGUUUCGACUCACAUUGGAACUCGGGACGAACCGUUUCAUCACCUGACCAAUCGAUGUGGUGCUAAGUGUGUCUGGACCCAACGCUCUUUGUCUCCAGGCAGUAAUAUCGUAUACUUUGAACGUUGUGUAAUAGUUAUCCACUGCUGGUGUGUAUGUGAACAUUCCUAUAAACUCAAAUUCCGUCUGGAGUUUCAUGUUAUGCCUGUUCCGGGCAAAUGUAAGUUCUAGAAAAUAAUCCCAACUUCACAGCUAGUCUAUAUACUUCCGCUUGGUUCGUUUUUUUUCCCCCUCUUAAUUAAGCAUGACUUUAGAUGGAAGCCUGUGUAUGGUGAAUAAACAAGUGCCCAACUUUUCCAUUUUUCUCCCAAUACCCUGGAUUAAAUUUUGAGAGCAUUUUCUUUUUCUAAAGCCUCUAACAAACGGUCGCAUUAGAAGGAAGCAAAAUCUCUUAAUCUCUGUGCACUGUUACGGGACCAAUGCCGUCAUUAAAGAAUGAAAAGAAAAUCAUAAUAGAGAAUAUUUUUGGCAUUCCUCUAAUGUUGUGUGUGUUUUUAUUUUGUGCGGGGGAGGGGGGUUUAAUUUUAAUUUUAAAAUUUUUAGGAAAUUUAUACAAAGAAACUUUUUAAUAAAGUAUAUUGAAAGUGUC
Rhinolophus ferrumequinum (greater horseshoe bat) is the source of this 9864-nucleotide messenger RNA. It is a transcript of the gene COL6A3, whose product is annotated as collagen type VI alpha 3 chain. Lineage: Eukaryota; Metazoa; Chordata; Mammalia; Chiroptera; Rhinolophidae. Bases 227 to 9109 code for a protein of 2960 amino acids. The transcript has 43 exons. Gene Ontology annotation, molecular function: protein binding; serine-type endopeptidase inhibitor activity. The record is from RefSeq and is a predicted model, not a curated record.